CAACAUGGCAGACUUAGAAGUACAACCUUUCGGGUUAACCCGAGCCCAAUCUGCAGCAGUUAUUCGAGGAAGUGCUAUAGACAAUCAACCUCAACUAAUGUUGACACGGACAUAUUCAAUCCCCAAUGUUUUUGAUUAUCAUCGACGAACAGAUCAAUACAAACCUCAAUUUUCUAUUUAUUCUUACUCCCUAGCUAAACAUCGUCCUUAUUUUCCAUAUCGCUAUGUGAGGGAUACUGAACGAGGCGCCGCAGCUAAUAGUUUUUGGUAUAAUCGCUAUUAUCAAUUUACUCCCCUCUUUAAACGUUCAAUCUUCCGUCCCUAUUUCUACUAUCGCCACGAUUUUGACAAUCCAAGCUAUUCAAGACGAGCAUACGACCCAUUCUUUACACCUCAUUUUGACGCAUAUUCUUAUGGAAAUUGGGGGAAAGUUCGACAACAUUAUGUUUAAAAAGAAAAUUG
Messenger RNA from Meloidogyne enterolobii, 462 nucleotides. NCBI's taxonomy places the organism in Eukaryota, Metazoa, Nematoda, Chromadorea, Rhabditida, Meloidogynidae. The record is from the annotation of a GenBank genome assembly.